UAUCCGGCAAUUAAAGGAAAGAGUCAACAACUUGAGAGAGAAACAUGAUCAAAUUUACAAUUUCACCCCACAUGAAGUUGAACCCGAGGUCAAUUGGUCCUCAACAAUCGAAGAGAAGCAGGAAAUCUUGAACAACAGGGGCUUUGGCACAGACCUGCCAUCAGUCAAUGGUCAAGUAGAAGAGCAUAACAUCUUCCACAAUGAGGUGAUGGCUAUUGGACCGCAUAUCAACAAAGAAGGUGAAAAGGAGAAUACAAGCGAGCUUCAGAUGAAGUACCAGAAACUGCUGUCGGAAUCCCAGCGAAGGCAAGAGAACCUGAAUCUAUUGCAAGAUUUUAUGCAGCGCUGCACCAAUAAGCUCUACUGGCUGGAUCAGCAGGCUAAGGACAGGUUGCAGUUUGACUGGAGUGACCAAAAUCUUGAUUACCUGAGCCGCCGUCGCCAGUAUGAAUUCCAAAAAGAUGCCAAGGACGCACAGGAACUUCUCAGAAAAGUAGACACAGAUCUGGACCAGAAGUACAGCCCAGAUUUCAAAGACCGGUACCAGAUCGAAUCUUUGUUGCAUGACCUGGAGGACCAGGACAAGGCCUUGGACAAGUAUGAGGAUGUGGUGAGCUCCUUACAGAAGCGUAGUCAGCAGGUUCUUCCGCUGAAGUAUCGACGAGAACCCCCUCUUAAAUCUAUUCCUGUGGAGGCCCUCUGCGACUAUGAAAAUGAGCAGGGUCAGAUUUCACGUGGUGGCCGGUACACUCUGCACAAGAACAACGAAGAGUACUGGGAAGUUAGCGACAAUGGAGGAAAUGCAAUCAAAGCUCCAGGGGUCUGUUUCAUGAUUCCUCCCACCGAUCCUGAAUCGCUCGCCGUGGUAGACAACAUUGCUAGUCACUAUCAAUGUGUGAAACAGAAGACCGGUUGCACAAAGAAUCGUCUGGAGGACCGCUACAAUAGCUUGAAGGCAGAGAGCAUUGGAGAUCCCAGGUCCUGCAGAAAGCAAAGUCUGCCUAUUCAAACUACCGUGCGGGCCAUGAUGGACUAAAACAUUAUUUUGAAAACAUCCCCAACUAUGAGCCUCAAGAAAAUGACCAACUUUCUCAGGUGGAAACCAAGUUGAAGAAACAACAGACACUUUUGGAAGAAAUUUCAAGCAAGGAUAAAGAAGUCCAGAAGGUCUCUGCAGAAGCUCAGCAGUAUCUACAGGCAGUGAAGGAUUAUGAACUAGAGGCAGAAAAGCUGAGAUCCAUCUUGGAUAUGGAAAGCGGCCGUAAUGGUUUCAUGAACAAGAGACCAAGAUUUCAGUCCACAGCGGUUAGAGUGAAAGAAGAGGAAGCUCUGCUGGCUGCCAGAUUCACCGAGAUCAACGCCAUCAAUAGGCAAAGGCUGCAGAACUUGGAGUUCGCUCAGACCUUGUUGAAACAGCAACCUGACCUCCAAAUGAUAGAGGAAUCCAUUCAGCUCAGCAAGUCUCAAAAGCCCUUAGAAGAGAUCUGGAAGUUAAAGAAGGAACUGGACGAUGAGACCCAAUCUCGGCAGCAUCUGGAGGAAGAGAUCAAAGUCAUCCAGCAGAACAUCUUCCAGCUGCAGAACCAGAAGCCACAGGAGAUUGUGCUCAGGAAGGAAGUGGUCAAGAAAAUGCCCGACCCGGAGCUGGAUGAGAACUACCACAAGAUGCAACAGAACCUGAUAGAAGAGCAGCGCAAGAACCAGGGGCUUCAGGAGGAACUGCAGUCCCUGAAGCAAAAGCUGGACAUCCUAGAGCAUGAGAAAAGAGAAGGUGGACAGGAGUAUGUCGUCAAAGAAGUCCUGCGCAUUGAGCCAGACAAAACCCAGGCAGAGGAGAUCUUGAAGUUGAAAGAGGAACUUGAAGAUCUCAAGAGGCAGGAAGGAAGCCGGCAGAACGAGAUGGCCCUUCUCCACCACCAGAUCGCAGCUCUUUCCAAUGAGAAGACCAGGGAUCAGGAGAGGGUGACUGAAAAGGCCAUUGUGAAGAUGCAAAACGAUCCUCAGCUGGAGAUGGACUACAAGCAGUUGCAGGAGAGUAAGCAGAGGGAGAGCAUGUUGAGGCACCAGCAAGAGGAAGAGCUGCGUUUCCUCCAAGACAAGCUGAAGCGGCUGGAGAGGGAGCGGGCCAUGGCGGAGGGCAAGAUCACUGUGAAGGAGGUGUUGAAAAUGGAGAAGGAUGUAGCGACAGAAAGAGAGGUGAAUGAAUUGCGGCGCCAGUACGAGGAAGAGAAGGCCAAGGCCCGCUCGAAUGAAAGAGAGAAAGGCGAGCUGCUUAGGAAGAUUCAGGCUCUGGAAGAGGAGAACGCCACGGUGAUUGUCCAGGAGAAGGUACGGGAGAUCAGCCGCCCAGAUCCCCAAGCUGAAAAUGAAGUGGCCAACCUCCGCUUCGAAGUGAUGGAGCAGGAGAGGCGAUACCUGGGUGGGGAAGAGCAGCUCCGGGCCUGCCAGAAUGAGCUGGCGACCCUGAAGAGCAGAGGGCCUCGGGUGGAAGUCCAAGAGAUCAUCAAAGAGGUCAUUAAGUACAAAACGGACGCAGAAACCGAAACGGAGAUGCAGCGACUCAGAGAUGAGAUUGUAGAUAGGACCAGAGCCAUUGAGAGAGCAGAUCUGGAGAUCUAUAAGUUGAAGCAAGAAAUCGAGACCCUGAAGGAAACCAAGCCUCACAUCCAAGUGAAGGAGGUCCUUCAAGAGAUUCUGCAGUACCGGGAAGACCGCCAGACAAAAGAAGAAGUAGAGUCCCUGCGAGCUCAGUUGGCUGAGGAGCAGAAGAAGCACAUGGACUUGGAGAGGGAAAAGAAGCAACAGGAGGAAAUCAUCAGGCAGAAGGAGGAAGAGCUCUCCCAGGUGAGGGAAAAAGUGGUGAAGCAGGAAGUGGUGAAGCUGGAACAAGACCCUACCUUAAAAUCGGAGAUGAACACCUUCUCGCAGAACAUUGAAAAUGAGCUGCAGCAAAUAGACUCGCUCCGGAGUGAGAUGCGCAAGCUGCAGCGGAGACGGUCACAUCUGGAGCGCCAGAUGGAAGGCCUGGAGAAUGAAAGGAAGGCCCGCCGAGAGGCGGAACUGGAGGUGCAGAGGCUGAAGAUCAGACUGAGCGAGCUGGAGCAACAAGAGAAGGACACAGCCGAAAAAGUCACCGUGAGGCAAAAGGUGAUUCUUCAACAAGACCCUCAGCAGGAGAAAGAGCACAAUCUACUUAAGUUGGAGCUGGAAGAGGAGAAGCACAAGAAGCAAGUACUACAAACGGAACUGGAAGGCCUGCGGAAGAAACUGCAGGCCCUGGAGAAGAUGGAGGUCAAGGAAAAAGUGGUCUUUUCAGAGAGCGUCCAGGUGGAGAAGGGAGACACCGAGUAUGAGAUCCAGAAGCUGAAAAACAGCCUGGACGAGGAAAGCCGACGGAAAAUGCAAAUGGACUCCGAUAUCAACAGGUUGGAGGCCAAGCUUUCCGAAAUGGAAUUUAGCAACUCCAAAUCUUCCAAGGAGUUGGACUUUUUGAGGGAGGAGAACCAUAAGCUCCACAUAGAAAAACAGAACCUUCUUCUGGAGAUGAGGAGCUUGCAGUCAGAAAUCGAGCUCACGGCGAUGGAGGCCCAGGAUCUGAAGAGCAUGGCCCAGGUAGAUCGACGUAUCAAUCUCGAUUCCAGGUUCCACACCUUGGAGAAGGAACUGGAAGACCUGAAGAGGCUGUCGCGAGAAAAAGACGAGGAGAUCGAGCAGCUUCAAAAUCGUCUCCAGACCGUCGCUAUCAAGAGGGAGCAGCGGGAAAACCACCUCAGGCGCUCGAUUGUGGUCAUCGACCCGGACACAGGGAAGGAGAUGACUCCAGAAGAAGCUCAUCGUUAUGGCCUCAUUGAAUGGGGCUUGUUCGUCAAGUUGAAAAGCCAAGAAUGUGACUGGGAAGAGAUCACAGUGAAAGGGCCUAGUGGUGAAUCUUCGGUCAUCUUGGAUAGAAAGUCAGGGAGGAAAUUCUCCAUCGAAGACGCCAUGAAGCGUGGAAGAUUAACGAUGGGGCAGUAUCAAAGUUACCUCAACAAGGAGAUGUCUAUUCAGGAGCUGGCUGUUUUGGUAUCUGGACAAAAAUAACCGCUUCUCUCUCAAGCUGCCUAAGCAAAACUUAAUUUUUUUAAGCUGGUCCAGAGGUUGUCUCGUUACAAAUCCAGAAGUUUUACUAUUUAAUGCUUCCCUCAGUUCUAUCUGCCAAAGCCUCCUGUGUCUUUAUUCAACAUUUGGGUGCUCUUUAGAUUCUAGGUCACACGCAUCAAUCUUUGCCCCAAUCGAAAAGGCCCUACUCCUGCAAUUUAUCAAGUUGCUGUUCUCCAAACUAUGAUGGAGAGAAGUAGAAUCUAUCCAGCAUUUCUCCAGUCUGGAUGAUCAAGCCACAUAUUUCAGUUUGGCAUCUCAAGAUUCUGUGGACUAUAAAAUCCUGUGAAAUGGCUUCAGUGUCGAACUGAAAUCUGGGCCCCUUCCCAUCGCCAUAAAUUUGGAAUUAGAUGGCCUUGAGUGAACGCUUUCCAUUCCUCUUUCCUGCAGCAUGGAGAGGAUUCUAUUUUACAUUUUGGAAUGAUUUUAAAAUUAAUGUAGCGUAUGAGAAACUCUUAAAGCACUUUAUAGCAUUACCUAAAACCUUAUUACAAUUGCAUCAACUGGUUUUGUUUCCUCUGGAGAAUACUUCCAAGUUUAAGAAGUUAUCCAAAGGAAGAGAAGGGUGCAUGGUAGGUGGGCAGCAGAGGCUUAAUAAUCUUUCAUUGAAACGGGACAAGAGAAACGGGGUUGAACGUUAAUGAGCUAGCAUUAAAACACAACGUGGAAGAUUUGCAAGAAUGAUGCAAUCGUACCACGAUCCAACUAGCAUCUUGUCACGCUGGAUCUUGUCUUUAUAAAAAGAUUAUCUACAUGAUAUGGGAGUGGUCAAACUUUUAAGGCAGUAAAGAUGUAUGUAUAUGCCUGUUUGAUGAUGGGUGUUUAUCCUGUGACUCAGAUUAUGUAGAGAGGUUUCUAAUCUUUUAAAAAAGGGGGGGAGAUUAAUAGAGAAUUAUUACCAAUUCAAGUGCCUUUAUUUUCCCCAAAGUCUCACUUAUAAGAUGCAUGCACUGUUUUGCUGACUUAUAUUUGACUGUAUGUAUUCAAGCUAUUCGUUGGAGAAGGGAAAUGGGAAAAGUUAUUUAUACCCCUCAAUUAUAAUAAAGAAACGAUCUAAAUUGA
Molecule: messenger RNA, 5199 nt
Organism: Thamnophis sirtalis
Lineage: Eukaryota; Metazoa; Chordata; Lepidosauria; Squamata; Natricidae
Source: RefSeq, a predicted model, not a curated record